Molecule: messenger RNA, 1396 nt
Organism: Chironomus riparius
Lineage: Eukaryota; Metazoa; Arthropoda; Insecta; Diptera; Chironomidae
Source: the annotation of a GenBank genome assembly
AAAUAUUCAGUUUAUACUGAAACAUUAGUUCUGAUCGAACUUGCUAAUUUUUAAAAUGGAUAUUCUUGAUUUUUCUAAGCAACUUCCUUCGUGGCUAGAUAAAGAUCUAUUCGACAAAGCAAUUCAGACCUACGAAUUCGAUCCACAAGCAAAAGUCAAUAGUUUUGAUAUCAAAGCAGCAACACAGGCAGGUGAAAAUUUCUCAAGUGCAGUUUUUCGUGCUACAAUUAAAUUUACAUCAAAAUAUUCAAAGAAUGAGAAAGAGAUGUCCGUGAUUAUUAAGACACAGCCAGUUGAUGUAGAUUCGCCAGAAAUAGAAAGCAUGAAGGACACAACGAUGUUCGAAAAUGAGAUUGGAGUGUAUUUGAAUGUUUUGAAUAACAUUCAAGAACUGAUCAGUUCUGUUGGAUAUAAAGAUGUGAUGUGCCCUAGAUUAAUCUACCAAACAAUGAAACCUAAACCAGUCAUAAUAAUUGAAGAUGUCACAAUUAGUGGAUUUGACACUCCAAUAAAGUCAAUUCAUGAAGAUUUUGAACUCUCAAAGAUGAUUGUGAAAAGAUUAGCAAAGUUUCAUGCAGCUAGUUUCUAUUUGCAUGAUGAACAGAAAAUUGAUGCAUCGCGAUUUGACGCCUGCAUUUUUAAAGUUGAACUGUUUGCCAAUAUGAUUUAUGGAUAUAGUUAUGAUAUAUUGCUGAAAUUGAUGUCUAAUUGGGAAGGAUUUGAGGAAUUUAUUGAGCCAAUUAAGAAAAUGAGGGCAAAUUUACAUGCAAAAGUCUGUAAAAUCUUCACACCUAAUGAAGGAAAUGGUGCAUUUAAUGUUCUUAAUCAUGGAGAUUUUCAUUUUAAGAAUAUACUGUAUAAAAUGGAUAAAAAAUUUGGAAAAGUUGAGGAUUUUGUGAUGUACGACUUUCAAAUCUGCACGUACGCAACUCCAGCAAUCGACUUGUGCUAUUUUCUUUACAAUUUUGUUUCUGACAAGGAUCGAAUCACCCGAUUUAAUGAAAUUCUUGCAAUCUACCAUAAACAAUUUGUGGAAGCACUUCAAAGAUUUGGUUACUUAAAACAACCACCAUCGUUACUUGAUCUUCAGAUUGAGAUGCUUAAAAGUGGUCAUUUACAGGUACAGUGUGCAAUGCUGCUAUAUCCAUUUAUGAUUGUAGAUAUGAGCACUUUUACUUCUGAAGAUUUUGCUGCCGGUCUUAAUCUUUUCAAUGAAAAGACUUUUGAUAAUGAGAGAUUCAAAAGAGUUGUUAAGGAGGAACUUAAAGUAUUCAUGCACAAAGGAUUUCUGCCAAAUUAAGGAAAAGUGGAAAUAAAUUUCUAGUGUCUUUUAUUAUUGAAAAAUUGAGUUUUAUUAUAGGAGUCAGUUCAAAUGCCUUUAAUUUUUUAAAUCCAC